Messenger RNA from Fusarium poae, 1623 nucleotides. RefSeq lists its product as uncharacterized. Gene Ontology annotation, molecular function: carbohydrate:proton symporter activity. Gene Ontology annotation, cellular component: membrane. Bases 1 to 1623 code for a protein of 540 amino acids. NCBI's taxonomy places the organism in Eukaryota, Fungi, Ascomycota, Sordariomycetes, Hypocreales, Nectriaceae. The transcript has 6 exons. The record is from RefSeq and is a predicted model, not a curated record. Gene Ontology annotation, biological process: transmembrane transport; carbohydrate transport.
AUGUCGGAAAAGAAACAAGAUGGUGAUCUCGACUACGAGAAGACUGAUGUCCUUCAUGACGAUAUGCCGGUUGAGUUGGCACCUGCGAUAAUUGCAAACGAAAUCGCCCAUGAAGUUGAGAACCACAAGUUUUCGCCAUGGACAAAGUCUAUGUUUCAUCUCUACGCUGUUCUUUUCGUUGCCUACUGCUGUGGCUGCCUCAACGGAUACGAUGGUAGUUUGAUGGGUGGUCUCAAUGGUAUGACGUCUUAUCAGCGCACCUUCAACAUGAAAUCCUCUGGUUCAGACACCGGUAUUGUGUUCAUGAUCUACAAUGUCGGCAGUGUUGCCGCGGCGCCUACUGUCCCAUUCACUACCGAUCUUAUUGGCCGUCGAGCUGGCAUGUUCACUGGCGCUGUUAUCAUCAUUAUCGGUACUUGUAUCCAGGCAACGGCAAAGUCAAUGGCUCAGUUCAUGGGUGGUCGCUUCAUGCUUGGAUUUGGUGUUUCUUACUGCUGUAUCGCUGCCCCGACUUAUGUCAGCGAGCUUGCUCAUCCCAAGUGGAGAGGCACACUCACAGGCUUUUACAACUGCAUGUGGCCUGUUGGAGCAAUCAUCGCCGGCUGGGUAGUUUACGGUAGCGCAGACAUCGAAGGCGAUGACGGCUGGAGAGUUCCCGUUUGGAUUCAACUCGUGACGUCUGGAAUUGUUGCCAUCUGCGUUUUCUUCCUCCCCGAAUCACCCCGAUGGCUAAUCGCCAACGACAAGCAUGAAGAAGCCGCUGCUAUCCUUGCCAAGUUCCACGGUGAGGGUUCCGUUGAUCACCCAAUCGUUCAACUUCAGAUGAAGGAGAUGAUGGCCCAAAUCUCUGUUGAAGCAUCAGACAAGCGAUGGUGGGAUUACCGUGAGCUUUGGGGCUCACACAACGACCGUCGACGACUUAUCUGCGUUGUUGGAAUGGCCAUUAUGGGUCAAGCAUCUGGCAACUCACUUUCAAGUUACUACCUGGUCACCAUGAUGAACACUGCUGGAAUCACAGACGAAAAGAAGGUCCUUGCUCUCAAUGCUACCAACAGUGUUCUAGGUCUGAUCGGCUCUCUUAUCGGUGCCCGCCUAACAGACAAGGCCGGCCGUCGACCUCUUCUUCUCUACAGCAUUGUUACAUGUUCAGCCAUUUUCGCAGUCAUUACCGGAACUUCCAAAAUGGCCGUCGACGACAAAUCGAACACUAACGCCGCCAACACCACUAUUGCCUUUGUUUUCCUUUUCGGUGUUGUGUUUUCACUCGGAUGGACUGCUCAGCAAAGCAUGUACAUUGCCGAGACUCUGCGAACCUCUACCCGGGCCAAAGGAACAGCUCUUGGAAAUUUUGCGUCCAGCUGUAUUUCUCUUGUGCUGGCUUACUCUUCUGGACCUGCGUUUGAGAAGAUUGGCUACUACUUCUACCUUGUCUUUGUGUUUUGGGAUCUGUUAGAGGCGGUCUUUAUCUUUUUCUUUUUCCCUGAGACCAAAGAUCGAACACUGGAGGAACUCAACGAGGUUUUUGAUGCUCCUAACCCUGUUACGAAGUCUCUGGAGCCCAGAAGUGAGGAGACUGUUCGUGCUACGAUGGGUCAUGCUGGAGAGAAGGUUGUCGAUGUAUAG